Musa acuminata AAA Group (dessert banana) is the source of this 5656-nucleotide messenger RNA. Its product is annotated as probable glucan endo-1,3-beta-glucosidase A6. Gene Ontology annotation, molecular function: hydrolase activity, hydrolyzing O-glycosyl compounds. The record is from RefSeq and is a predicted model, not a curated record. NCBI's taxonomy places the organism in Eukaryota, Viridiplantae, Streptophyta, Magnoliopsida, Zingiberales, Musaceae. The coding region runs from base 3932 to 5359 and encodes 475 amino acids. The transcript has 7 exons. Gene Ontology annotation, biological process: carbohydrate metabolic process. Gene Ontology annotation, cellular component: plasma membrane.
CAGAUUGGAACAGAACCGCCAACUACACCAAACAAGGAGCAAAGAUUACAGCGAUCGAACAAAGCUCCAGUCUUUUCUUCUUCUUCUUCUUCUUCUUCUUCUUCUUCUUCUUCUAUGAUUCCCUUCCCUCGAGCAUCUAAAAAGGGUCCCCUGAGAACUGAGAAUUCUCUCGAAUAUCUAGAGUGGUAGCCCUUCUCCCGCUUUUUCUCGCGCCAGCCGCUUCGGGGCUCUGGUUUUUGUAUCGAGACGGCGGAGGGUUUCGGCGCUGGGGUCGGGAUAAUGGUCUGUUGAGGGUUCUGGUAGUGAUCGGGAGACUGGAUGAUGGCGCCUGCUUCUCGGGCUGGUUCCGGCUACUGGAUUUUCUUGCGGGGAUUUCCUCCGUUGUUGAGGAAAGGAGGCGGCUUGUUCAUCCCCGAUUGUGGUUUUGGAGGCCCGAGAUUGAUCAUGGUUUAGAAAAUGGAAGAGGGCUGCACUUGGAAACCCUUCUGGAACUUGCUUUGAGUCACGUGUAGUCGCUUCAGAUGUGCAGCCCUAAUGGAUCUUGGUUCUUUCCACUGAUCACUGGCCUGUUUGCGUUCUUGAGGUGCCAUAAAAAUGUGAGUUUAUACAAAGGAAAGAGGGGAACAAGAUUUAUCUGACAAGUUGAAUUUGGGUACCUUAGGUUAGAUUUUUGUUCUAUUGGAAGUUUAUUUUCCUGGGAUUUCAUUGUGAUGCACCAAAAAAUGUAAAUAUAGUCAUUCUGGAGCUUGAAAUUAGCGUGUGGACAAGGCUUAUGAGCAGGAGCACUGGCGAUGGUUCAUUCCCUAACCGGAACUACUGAACUGGAUAUUGGGACUUUUUGGUCAGCAAUUGGCAAGUGUGCAGUAAUGUCUCGCUGCUUCCCGUAUCCGCCACCAGGAUAUGAAAAGAAGGCGAAGAAUGUUGCAAGGAGUGACUACGUAUACUUACUGGCAAAGGAGAAGCACAAUGAGAAAGAGCAUAAAAAGGAGAACAGGGAUACAGAAAAAAGGGAGGGAAAAAAGGAAGGGACAAAGACCAAAGAAAAGACAAACACAAAGAAAAGAGAAAUCGAAGAGAAAGGCACAAGGACAAGAAAAAGGAGGAUAGGGACAAGGGUGGACGCGGGACAUAUAAUGAUAGGAUCGAGAAACCGAUUCAAUGUCACCAUAAAGACAGGCUGGAGGGCAUCUGGAAAACUGAAGAUAUUAAGCAUUACAAAUUAACUGAGUUGUACUGUCAGAUCAAAGCAAACGGAAUUGUCGGUAACUCCAGUAGUUUCAUCCAAAGAAGCUUUGAUGGAUCCGGUGCUAAAGCUGCAAAGCUUAUGGAAAGAGUUGCAAGUAUUAGAGUCAUUUCUGCUUCUAUGUAUUCUUUGCCUUGGAGAAACAAUGGGAUGGACAGCAGAUAAAUUGCCUAGUUUGAUUCAAAGUCAUACCGAGGCUUCUGGAUCUGCAAAUGCUGUUAAAAAAGAACGAAAUACAGCUAAUUUGGUUCCAGACUUCAUUUAUCUUGGGCAAAUAGGAAAUGGUGGUAAUGAACAACCAGUGGACUCGAGGGUUUCUCUUCAACAACGAUCUGAUGGUCCAUACAUCACAACUGCAGUGGAAAAGGAGAACUGCAAAUGAAACAAAGUUGUUGUUCCUAUUAGCAUGGUACAAAGACCUUCUAAUGGUUUGUGCCAAUCAGCAGAAAGCUCUACAAUUCUGGCUCAUAGAAAAGUUGAUGCCAUUGGCCUUGCAAAGAAAACAGAGGACAGCGGAGAAAUCAAGAAACUGGUUCCAAACAUCUUUAUAGAGCGGAGAGAACAGGGGGAAUUGGCCAACCAAUUGAGAAGGUUGAAGCAAAAGUAUUGAGGGGAAAGAGAAUAAAAUGGUAGGGGAAGCUUGUGGUAGAAAUGACGCAAGAUGCAUGAGCAGUGGUCAGGAUAAGAAGAACAAGGACAAGGACAAACUCAAGGAGAAAGGAAAAGAGAAGACAAAAUCGAGACAUAAAUGUGAGCAAAAAAAUAAAGAAUAUGAUUAGAUAAGGGAUAUAGGAAAAAAAGGAUUGGAUAGGUAUUUCAAAUCUAGAACUGCUAGCUUCUCAGAGAGACAAGAAAAGGAGUCGCAAUACUGAUGAAAAUAAGAAGAGAAAGGAACUUGAGAUGAAUGGCCUUCUGCAUGAGAAUGAUAUGCUGCCUGAUAAAUUCCAAGGACAACUCCUACCCACACAGAAAAUGGGAUGCUAGUGGACUCGUCCCAUGUUUCUUGUUCUUCCAUGAAGCCUGAGGCCAUAAAUAACAUUUAAGGCAGGAAAAAUUUCUGUAAGUAAUGAGGAACACAUUCUAAAUGGUGUAGAAAUGCCUCCACCAUCCUCAGAUGAAUCGAGGUAUCCAGCUGUUAUAGACAAUUCGAAAGGGCAAGUUUCUUUGAAGCCUCACUGAGAUUUCAAGUAUCUCAGUGAAAUAUACUCCAUGCGCAAAAUGGAUGAUUUGCCAGAGUAUGAUGACCAGGAGUGGCUAUGCUACAGCUUUCGACUUCAAUCAAAACCAAAGACAGAGCUUGAGGCUGAUGAGACACCUCAAGUGUGGGCUGAGGCAAUAAGAAUUGGGUCCGAGAGUGUUCUCACUUUGCCAUAUGUCAUUCCAUUUUGAUAUCAAACUUCCUUUAUACCUGAUUCAUAUUGAAGAUAUGGUAGCGGGACCGAGAUACACAACUUAUUAAUUCUUGCUGCCUUUCAUCCCUUCAGAAGCUGAAAUGUAGAUGUCAGUCACUUGGCAUCCUAAAUAUAUCUCACAUCGUGGAUGCUCAAAUGACUUUUUGAAGCCACAAUAAUGAAAAUGCAGCGAUGGCAUACUUCUGGACGAGAAGAGGUGAAAUGACUGUGCAAAUAGGAGCCUGAACCCUGCCUCGAGGCAGGCAUUCACUGGAGAAGAUCCGAGUACGUGGCUUCCACCUGCGCACUGCUGUGUAGCGCCUCGGAGAAGCGCCGUUCCCUCGCUGUCUCCCGUCACCGUCAACGUUCUGCCUUGGUGGGAUAGGGGCCGGCGAGGAGGCAGGAGCCUGGACCCUGUUUUGUGGCGGGUACUCACUGGAGUACGUGGCCUCCGCGUGCGCACCUCAUGGGAGCAGGCUCGUCCCCUCGCUUUCUCCUCCUGCACAGCAAACAGAGGCCGGUUGUCCCCAUCACCCUCAACGGUCGACCGCAGAGGGACCGGCCCAGUGGCAAAGGAGGAGCCUGAACCCUGUCUUGCGGCGCGUACUCACUGGACAUAUCCGAGUACGUGCCAUCCGCUCGCGGACCACUGGGCUGCGGGUGUGACUCAUCCGAACCAGAAAACAGCAUCUAAAGGUCCCCAGCAUCAUCAGCGAUAGACGGCUACGGGAUGGGGGCCAGUGCAACGGUAGAAACCUGAACCCUGUCUCGCGGCGCACACUCUCACUGGCCAGAGUUGUCCAUGGGAGAGGCCGUGUCCCCGCGCUGUCUCCUCCGGCAUGGCAAACGGGUCCCCAUCAUCGACAACGUUCGAACGUCUCUUUCCUCUGUUUUCUUUAUUCCCGGCGCUUUCUUUCUCCAAAACUAAGAAGUAAAAGCAGCAGAGCGCACGCAUCCAAAGGAAGCCGACGCCAGGGCGAAACAAAGCGCAGUUCUUUCGCUCUGCUACCAAGAACAGACUUGAAAACACCACCACGACAAUCUCACCCCCUCUCUCUCUCUCCAUUGAUUGGUACUGUUUAACCCUUGUCGUCUUACUUCCGGUAGCUGAAGUGGUUCAACUCGCCAUGAAUGCCUUUUUCAUUUACUCCUUGGAAUUUCCUAUAAAGGUCGCAACUUUCCUCACUCCCAGAGUUUAUUGUGAGUUGCAGCGCUGCUAAUUUCCCGUGUUGGAAGCUCGAGAAACGGAAGAGCCGAGGAAUCCAGAGAAGAGAAGCAGCUUUCUUCGCGCCUGACCAUGCCGCGGCACAGAGAAAUGGCCCUCCUCCCUCUUCUCAUCCUGCUCUGCUUCUUCUCUUCGCUGGCGAAAGGUGGGAGAUUUGCGAGGCUGGGCAUCAACUAUGGCACCCUCGGAGACGACCUCCCCUCCGCCGCCCGCUCCGUGGCCCUCCUCCGCUCCAUCGGCGCCGGAGCCGUGAAGAUCUACGACGCCAACCCGGCCAUCCUCCGCGCCCUCGCCGGAACCCGCCUCCGCGUCUCCAUUAUGGUGCCCAACGAGAUAAUCCCCUCCCUGGGCACCAACGCCUCCCUCGCCGACGCCUGGGUCGCCGCCUACCUCACCCCCUUCUACCCCGCCGUCCGUGUCCGCUACCUCCUCGUCGGCAAUGAGAUCCUUUCCUACACCUCCCUCGCUAACUCCACCUGGCCUUUUCUCGUCCCUGCCAUGGUCAACAUCCACCGCUCUCUCAUCGCCCGCUCCAUCCGCGAUGUCAAGGUCAGCACGACCUUCGCCAUGGACGCCCUCGGGAUCUCCUUUCCGCCCUCCGCCGGCGCCUUCCGCUCCGACAUUGCCGAACCGGUGAUCCGACCUCUCCUCCGGUUCCUUCACAAGACCCGCUCCUACUACUUCGUCGACGCCUACCCUUACCUUGCCUGGGCCUCGAAUCCCUCCUCCAUCCGCCUCGACUACGCCCUCUUCACCGCCAAUUCGAGCUUCAACUACUUCGACCCCGGAAGCAAGCUGACCUACACCAACCUGUUGGACCAGAUGCUCGAUGCGGUGGCGGCCGCGAUGGGCCGUCUAGGGUUCGGCGACGUCCGGAUGGCCGUGGCCGAGACGGGUUGGCCGAACGCCGGUGACCUGGACCAGAUUGGAGCGAAUGUCCACAACGCGGCUACUUACAACCGGAACCUCGUGCAGCGGAUGGCGGCGCGGCCUGCAGCGGGGACGCCGGCAAGACCAGGGGCGCUGAUGCCGGUGUUCAUCUUCUCGCUUUACAACGAGAACCAGAAGCCGGGGCCGGGGACGGAGCGCCACUGGGGCUUGCUCUACCCCCACGGGAAGAUGGCCUACGAUGUGGACCUGAGCGGGCGGCGGCCGUUGGCGUCAUACCCGUCGCUGCCGCCCCCGGAGAACAACGAGCCGUACAAGGGGCGGAUAUGGUGCGUGUUUGGCGGUGGUCGGAGGGCGGCGUCGAACGCGACGGCAGUGGGGGCGGCGCUGGCGUAUGCGUGCGGGCAGGGGAACGGCACAUGCGACGGGAUCCGGCCCGGCGGGCCUUGCCACAAGCCCAACACGAUCGUGUCGCACGCCUCUUACGCCUUCAAUUCGUACUGGCAGCUGUUUCGGCGGGCCGGUGCGACGUGCUUCUUUGACGGGCUCGCCUUGCAGACCAAAACAGAUCCAAGUUAUGGAUCGUGCAAAUACCGAAGUUUGGCAAACUAAGCAGAUACUAAAAUGUAUUGAGGACACCAUAUUCAAGACUCUGUGAGUGAGAUUAGUUUGCAGUGGUGUCUCAGUUUUGAGGAUGGAUAUAUCUACAUAAAUUCGAUGAUGUUUCGCUUCGCCGUCCAUAUAUUCUCUACAUGUAUCUCUUUUAAACUCCCUUUUUUGGCAUUUUUAUCCAUUAUUGCACUUCAUGUAGUGUGUUGAUAUCAAGUGAUCGAUGUGGUAAACAUGGUAGUAUUUAUCUGGGAAUGAGAUUUCUAAUAGAAAAACUUACUUUGUUGUUUUGGUAGCAAA